Molecule: messenger RNA, 929 nt
Organism: Globicephala melas (long-finned pilot whale)
Lineage: Eukaryota; Metazoa; Chordata; Mammalia; Artiodactyla; Delphinidae
Gene: STAR
Product: steroidogenic acute regulatory protein
Biological process (GO): steroid biosynthetic process; regulation of steroid biosynthetic process; intracellular cholesterol transport
Cellular component (GO): mitochondrion
Molecular function (GO): cholesterol binding; cholesterol transfer activity
Source: RefSeq, a predicted model, not a curated record
UCCUGACGGCCCAGGAGAGGAGACAAGAGCACCACCACCAGCCUCCACGCCUGCCCCACCGCCAAGGAACCAUGCUCCUCGCCACGUUUAAGCUGUGCGCCGGGAGCUCCUACCGACACGUGCGCAACAUGAAGGGGCUGAGGCACCAGGCUGUGCUGGCCAUUGGCCAGGAGCUGAACCGCAGGGCCCCGGGGGGGCCGACCCCAGCUGCCUGGAUUAACCAGGUUCCGCGUCGCGGCUCUCUGCUCGGUUCUCAGCUGGAAGACACUCUCUACAGCAACCAAGAACUGGUCUAUAUCCAGCAGGGAGAGGAGGCCAUGCAGAGGGCCCUAGGCAUCCUCAGUGACCAGGAGGGCUGGAAGAAGGAGAGCCAGCAGGCGAAUGGGGACGAAGUGUUGAGUAAAGUGAUCCCAGACGUGGGCAAGGUGUUCCGGCUGGAGGUGGUAGUGGACCAGCCCGUGGAGAGGCUUUACGAAGAGCUCGUGGAGCACAUGGAGGCCAUGGGCGAGUGGAACCCGAAUGUCAAGGAGAUCAAGGUCCUGCAGAAGAUUGGAAAAGACACAGUCAUCACUCACGAGUUGGCCGCAGAGGCGGCAGGAAACCUUGUGGGGCCCCGAGACUUCGUGAGUGUGCGCUGUACCAAGCGCCGGGGCUCCGUGUGUGUGCUGGCUGGCAUGGCCACACACUACGGGGAGAUGCCCGAGCAGAAGGGCGUCAUCAGAGCUGAGCACGGCCCCACCUGCAUGGUGCUCCAUCCCCUGGCUGGAAGCCCCUCAAAGACCAAACUCACCUGGCUGCUCAACAUUGACCUCAAGGGCUGGCUGCCAAAGACUAUCAUCAACCAGGUCCUCUCACAGACCCAGGUGGACUUUGCCAACCACCUGCGCAAGCGCCUGGAGUCCCGCCCUGCUCUGGAAGCCAGGUGUUGA